UCCGCCUAAUGUUGCAGGGGGGGCUCGUCCAUAUCAGUAAAUCUUAUUUAUGUAUUGUAGCUGGAAUAUCAGCGUGUUCGCGGCUUCGUGGUGGUGGGCAAGCUGUCACUGUCCCUCGGCAGGUUAAGUUUGAUUAAUCGUUUGCGUGGCGUUCACGCUUGGUAUAACUUGCAUGGUUUUUAUUUCAGCUGGGUUGAUUCCGCUCAUCCUCCAGAAAACUGCUGAGAUUUGUGCUGUGAGCAGCUGUAUGAUUUGUGUGUCUCGGUAACCGAUAUCUUCUGUAUGAAGACUGAAUGAAUAAUGGAGGACGAAGAAACAUCCAAAGAUGGAGAUUUUUCUCCAGGACACAGCCCAUUCCACAAUCAGAAACCAAACCCACCAGCGUCCAGCUGUGUGUCCAUGAAGAGUGACUGGUCUAAGCAGCAGCCAGUAACAUUUAAGAAUAAACAUACACCAGCUGAUUUGAGUCAGUUCUGUUCAGAGAGAUCAAACCCACCAGAGCCCAGCUGUGUGCCCAUGAAGAGUGACUGGUCUAUAAUGCAGCCAAAAACAUUAGAGGGAAGACACACAUCAGCUGAUCUAAGUCAUGACUCUCAAGUGGUUCAAAGCGGAUUGAAAUCAAAUCUGCUGAAGAAGUUUAACUUUCUGUAUGAAGUAACAGAAAACCAGGGAAACCCAACACCCCUGAAUGAGAUCUAUACAGAGCUCUACAUCACAGAAAGUGAAAGUGGAGAGAUUAAUAAUGAGCAUGAGGUGAGACAAAUUGAGACACAAUCCAGGAGAGCAGCAACAGAAGACAAACCAAUCAAAUGCAAAGACAUAUUUAGACCUUUACCUGGACAAGACAAAGCCAUCAGAACUGUGCUGACAAAGGGAGUCGCUGGCAUUGGAAAAACAGUCUCUGUGCAGAAGUUCAUUGUGGACUGGGCUGUAGGGAAAGAGAAUCAGGACAUCCAGCUCAUAUUUCCACUUCCUUUCAGAGAGCUCAACUUGUUGAGGAACAAGAAAAUCAGUCUUUCAGCUGCUCUUCAUGUCUUUUUCCCUGAAACUAAAAAAAUUAAUCCAUUCAAUGGUGAAUAUAAAGUUGCCUUUAUUUUUGAUGGUCUGGAUGAGUGUCGUCUGUCUCUGGAUUUUCAGAGUGAUGUGAGGUUGUGUGAUGUAAGUGAAUCAGCCUCAGUGGACGUGCUGCUGAUGAACCUCAUUGUGGGAAAUCUGCUUCCCUCUGCUCUCAUCUGGAUCACCUCCAGACCAGCAGCAGCUGAUCUCAUUCCCUCUGAGUGUGUCCAUCGAGUGACAGAGGUACGAGGCUUCAAUGAGCCACAGAAGGAGGAAUACUUCAGUAAGAGAAUCAGUGAUCAGAGUCUGGCCAAUACAAUCAUCACACACCUGAAGUCAUCAAGGAGCCUCUACAUCAUGUGCCACAUCCCAGUGUUCUGCUGGAUCUCAGCCACUGUUCUAGAGAAGAUGUUGCAGAAAUUACAGAAAGGAAAGAUUCCCAAGACUCUUACACAAAUGUACACACACUUCCUGAUCAUGCAGACCAACAUCAAACAUGAGAAGGACUAUGAAAAGACAGUCAAAGAUGAAGACAUGAUCAUCAAACUGGGGAAACUGGCUUUUCAGCAGCUUGUGAAAGGCAACCUGAUCUUCUAUGAGGAAGACCUGAGAGAGUGUGGCAUUGAUGAGACCGAAGCAUCAGUGUACUCAGGAUUGUGCACUCAGAUCUUCAGAGAGGAGUUUGGCUUGUAUCAGGGGAAAGUCUUCUGCUUUGUUCAUCUGAGCAUCCAGGAACAUCUAGCAGCUCUAUAUGCACACCUCUCCUUUACAAAUAACAGAAUAAAUGUGUUUGACCAAACUGAACACAGUCUAUUCUCUAAAGUUUCCAACUACUUAAAAUAUAAUUCAUUAUCUGGUCUGCAUCAGAGAGCUGUGGAUGAGACUUUACAGAGUAAGAAUGGACAUCUGGAUCUUUUCCUUCGUUUCCUUCUGGGUCUCUCACGGAAGUCUAAUCAGACUCUUUUACAAAAGCUACUGACAAAAACCGGAAGCUGCUUCUACGAUAAAGAUAAAACAGUUCAGUACAUCAAACAGAAGAUCAGGGAGAAUCACUCUCCAGAGAGAUCCAUGAAUCUGUUUCACUGUCUGAAUGAACUGGGUGAUGAUUCACUGAUGCAGGAGAUCCAAGAUUAUCUGACAUCUGGGAAAAUUAAGCAAAUCAAACUCUCCUCUUCACAGUGGUCAGCUCUGGUUUAUGUGUUGCUGACAUCAGAGCAGAAGAUGGAUGUUUUUGAUCUAAAACAGUUUAUUGGAGCACAAAAUACAGCAGAUGAAGUUCUUCAGAAGCUGCUGCCUGUGGUUAAAGAAUCCAGAUCCGUUCACUUGUGGAGCUGUGGUGUCACAUAUAAAGGUUGUGCUGUUUUGGCUUCAGCUCUGAGAUCAAACCCCUCACACCUGAGAGAACUGGAUCUGUCUGGAAAUCAAAUAGGAGUGUCAGGAAUGAAUCUGUUAUUUGAUGGUCUAAAGGGUCCUCAUAGUAAACUGGAAGCACUUUGGUUGAGUGAUUGUGGUGUCACAGAUGUAGGUUGUGCUGCUCUGACUUCAGCUCUGAGAUCAAACCCCUCACACCUGAGAGAACUGGAUCUGUCUCGAAAUGAAAUAAGAGCAUCAGGAAUGAAGCUGCUCUCUGCUGUACUGGAGAAUCCUUACUGUGAACUGGAGAUACUAAGGUUAUAUAGUUGUGAUAUCACAUAUGAAGGUUGUGUUGCUUUGGCCUCAGCUCUGAGUUCAAACACAUCACACUUGAGAAAACUGGAUCUGUCUAAAAAUAAAAUAGGAGACUCAGGAGUGAAUCUGCUCUCUGGUGGACUGAAGGAUCCUCGCUGUAAACUGGAGAUACUGCUGUUGUGGGAUUGUGGUGUCACAGAAGAAGGUUGUGCUGCUCUGGCUUCAGCUCUGAGAUCAAACCCCUCACACCUGAAAGAACUGAAUCUGACUGGAAAUAAACUAAGAGACUCUGAUGUGAAGCUGCUCUCUGAUCUGAAGGAUAAUCCACAUUAUGAAUUGAAGACGCUUAAGUUUUAGCUGUUCUCUGGAUCAGCUAAUGGUGAAUAAAGAGUCACUACAGACAGACAUCAACAUUCAACAGAAUCAACAGAUACAAACCCAUAGUGAUCAUCAUACAUGCAUGUGUUUGUGUAACAUUACAGAAUGAUCCAAUCCUUGAUCUAAAGUCAAACAAGGAAACCUUUGGGUACCACAUUUUGCAUAAUAACAUCACCAGUUGUUAGUGACAAUCUGAGUUAUCUUCCAUUCAAUCCAUAAUCCAGUAGAUUUCAACUCAACAUAAAAGUUGUUGAAAUCUGCCUAAAAGAGUUGCAAUCUGCCUUUGAUAGACUUGAUAAUAAAAAAAAACACUCUGUGCUCUGAAUAUGAUGCCUUUGUAUUCUAGUUUUGUUUAUUAUUUUACGGUGAACUGUGAGCUCAAAUCACAUUUUACACUUAAGUUACCAUAUUCUGUCAGUUGCAAGUUAAUGUCAUAGAUACGUGUGCAGAGUAAUGAUCGUUCACACAAUUGCUCUAAGAGGGAGGUAGACAACACUGCUCCUGGGGAUAUGGUCCUGCAGAGUUCAGCCCCAACAACUGCACUUGAACCAGCUAAUCAAGGUAUUCAGGGUUAGUUGAAUAUUGUAGUCAGGUGUGACGGGAACUGAAGUUUGAAAAAAAAAAAAAAAAAAAAAAAAGUGCAGGUGCAAAUCAGGAGCAGGUGUUGGCUACCCCUGGAAUAGCCUAUGACAUGUAAAUGAUUUUCAAUCCUGUUAACUAAAUUAUCAUGACAUUUUGAUGUCUCAGAUUUAACAUCUACCAGAUAUCUCUUACAGUGAGUAUCUUGUAUGUCCACCAGCUGUUUUAAGUACUAUAGUGCAUCUCAUCCUCAUAACUACACCAGAUUUUACAAUUCUUGCUGAGAUAUUUCUCCACUCUUCCACAAAGGCAUUUGCAAGCAAAGGACUGUUUCAGCUGUCCUUCAUUUCUCCCUGUACCACUUUUUUUUAUGUGUAUUAUAUUACAGACAUUGAAGUUUAUUGCUCUGGCCGCAUCUGCAGUCCUCUUGCCUCCCUGCAGUGGGAAUAUGGCAUAUUCACACAGGUGUUUAGGGACCCUGGGCAUCUUUCUUCUGGUGUUUUUCAUAGUCGAUAGAAAGGUCUCUUUACCGGUCUUUUAGUUACAAUAUUCUAAGUUAUUGUAAAUGUGACCUAAUUAUCACCUAUAAACUGUAAGUGUCUUAAGGAUUGUUCCACACAUGUGUGUGCAAUAAUUGUUUAUGGUUCAUUGAACCAGCAUGAAAACCCGUUAAGCAAGCAACCGUUGAACAAGCAUGAAAAACAUGCUUAAACCGUUUCCAGUAAAGACUUAUAAAGCUUAUUUGGAUUAAGCAUAGUGUUUGAUCAGCUGACUACUGUUUCCUGCAGGUCCUUUCUGGAUGUCUGUAAUCUGAUCCAAUAUGGAAGCAUAGAUGUAGAUGUUUGUCUCCAGUGCUAGAAGAUUCUUUAUGUAGUUUUGAGGCAAGCCGGUGCUUUUUUUGGAUUAGUCAGUCAGGCUGAGGGUGAAGGGUAAAUUGUAAUUUUGUAUGGUGGUAAAGAUGGACAGGAUCUGAAAUGAUUCAGCUUGUAUGUCAGGCAGAGAAGUGGUCCCUCCUUUGUUUCCACUGAGACAUCUAAUGAGCUGUAUGCACCCUCAUGAACCUGUUCCUUCAUAAAACUUGUGCAAGAUGCAGAAUACAGUUGUAUGCAAAAGUGUGAUCUCCCUAGGUGAAAAAAUGUUUCAUAUAUUUUCUCAUUAACGAACACAGUAGAAUCAUGUCUGUAAGCACAUGUAGACAAUGCAUUUCUGCUUUAUUUAUUUUAUUAAACAAAUGGAACAAAAAUAAAACCAUAAAUGUACACCCUUUUAAUCAGUAUUUCAUAAUUUCACACCACACCAGAACUUACAGCUUCUAAAUGUUUCUUGUACUUUGCUAACAGUCUUUCUAUCUAGUUCAGCAUUCUUAAGGUGUCUCACCUACACUGCAUAUUUGAGCAUUUUAACUGUCAGACUGAACAGUAGCUGUAAUGAACUGUGUUUUCUCAAACAGUGGUUUCCAACAAGGAGUUUGAACUGAAUUUCUAAGACUACUAAGCUCAGA
Labeo rohita (rohu) is the source of this 5182-nucleotide messenger RNA. RefSeq names its product NLR family CARD domain-containing protein 3-like. Bases 301 to 3081 code for a protein of 926 amino acids. The transcript is spliced from 10 exons. Lineage: Eukaryota; Metazoa; Chordata; Actinopteri; Cypriniformes; Cyprinidae. Gene Ontology annotation, molecular function: protein binding. The record is from RefSeq and is a predicted model, not a curated record.